Messenger RNA from Mercenaria mercenaria, 639 nucleotides. RefSeq lists its product as uncharacterized. The transcript has 3 exons. The record is from RefSeq and is a predicted model, not a curated record. Bases 1 to 639 code for a protein of 212 amino acids. NCBI's taxonomy places the organism in Eukaryota, Metazoa, Mollusca, Bivalvia, Venerida, Veneridae.
AUGCCUAACUCUUUGUUAAGGACUACAUUAGCUGCUUUGGGUCGCCUCUAUGACCUUACACGUAUUAGUAGCAUUGUAAAAUGCCCUGAGAUACGAUUGCCUAUGGUCAGACUUGUUACUAGUAAAUCCGGUACUAUUCCACCUAUGGAAAAUGACAAUGUUAUAUGCUACGCAUGCUUUUCUUUUUAUUUUUUAAGGGAAAGCGAAAAGGAAAUUUUCGUUCUCCGCGAAACUACAACUUUCCAGGAAGAACUGAUAAAGAAACAGGAAAUCAGGAUAAACGACCAGGACGAACAGAUAAACAAUCAACAAUUAAAGAUAAACGCUUUAGUAGAAGAGGUCGCCGGUCUUAAAGUCGUCACUGGUAACAACAAGGAUGACAUUACGUCCAACAAUCGGGAGAUAAAAGGACUUGGAAGACAGAUCUAUAUUGCAAAUGAAAGGAAUGACAAGAAGAAGAAAAAGCAUUUGACAGAAAAUAGAAUAAGUUCAUUUGCAAGAGGCAACAGUGGUAUUUCGGGAAAUUUUCACAGACGAACAAUGGGAGGUGGAAUCGCAUUUACGGCUUACUUGGACCACGAUGGUGACUAUGGAGAUGGUCAAACAAUUAUAUUUAAUAGUGAUGGGCAAAUCGGUUAA